Messenger RNA from Lingula anatina, 1376 nucleotides. Its product is annotated as MIF-like protein mif-2. Gene Ontology annotation, molecular function: phenylpyruvate tautomerase activity. The record is from RefSeq and is a predicted model, not a curated record. NCBI's taxonomy places the organism in Eukaryota, Metazoa, Brachiopoda, Lingulata, Lingulida, Lingulidae.
CUGGUAGACGGCUGAUCCUAUUGUAUGUCAACAGUAGUGCUUCUCUGUUGCUACGGUUACUCAACGGCAGAAUAUUAACAUUAUACAGACGUUCGUUCCAUAUUUCCAGCAACUCCACGAUGCCACUGUGUAGAUUAGAAACCAAUCUGUCCAAGGAACAGAUUCCAGAGGACUUCCUCAUUAAACUGACAGAAAAGCUUGCCGAGAUAAUGAACAGGCCGCAAGAUCAAUUUUUUGUUGUAAUGCAGCCUAAUAUGACAAUUUACCACGACUUCAAGCAACUCCCUUCUGUCAUACUAACCAUCAAAGCUGCGGAAAGGUUCAACCCAGAUAACAAUAAAAAGUACUUUCCCGAAAUUGUCAAGUUGUUUCUCUCUCAACUCAAGGUUGAGCCAGAAAAACUCGUGAUCCUGUUUGAAGACGUCUCCCCAGACUUUGUGGGCACUGGGGAAGGACUGAUGUCCCAAACCAUGUAACUUGUAAAUACACCGGUCUUUAGUGAUAAAAAGAGACACUUAUUUUAACAAACAUCAAAAUCAUAUGUGGAAUUUCUAUAAUUUUGUCUUUUGGACUACUGAUGGCAUCCUAGAUGGUUGUUUUUUAUGCUUGCAAUUGAAAAUGAAAAUAUUGAUUUUGUUGGCAAUGAACUGUUCAAGCAGUUGACAUAAACCAUACAAGCAAGUUAAAAGAAGGCACUGGGUGAAGUAAAUGCAAGUGUUUCUUGUCACUUUUUGGUAUUCUGGGCUUGAGAUAAUUACAGAAUGUUGUGUCAUCCCCACAUUUUCCUACAGUAUAUCAUGACAUAAUUUCUAAGCAGUUAUUUCUGAUCGGUGACCAUAUUUGGUAUUUAUCCUGUUAGUCCAGCAGGCCUGCUUUAUGCUUAUUUACUUCGUUUAUGUAUGUAAGCAGUGUUUUAAUAUCGACCAGCAAACAUUUUUAUGCUUUUCAAUGCUGAGUUGUGCCUACAGACUGUAAUGUUACAACAAUGACUGGUAAAAUUGUAUGUGCAUAGCGAUGUCAAAAUACCUGCCUGAAAUAUGCUUAUAAUUGCACUACACUAUACAUUUCUACAUGCAUGUAUUUUAUGAAUGUGUGUGUGUGUGUGUGUGUGUGUGUGUGUGUGUGUGAAAGAAGAUUUCAGUUAAGUGUGUUUUUAUGUUUUUCUCUUUUUUUUUUUUUUUUUGCGAUUUUUGGUAUUGUGUACUUAUUUCCAAGUCUAAUUGUUUUUCAUCUAUCAAGAUUAAUUCCUAUGCACAAAAACCAUUUAAGUUUAAAUUUUGUAAAAAGCAACAUUUAUUUUUACGUAUACCAAAUGCAUCUGUGCAUGGAAUUUAAUAAAUUAAAAUGGACUAAAAUCUGUGAUGCUUAAUUUUGUA